AACAGCUGGAUCUACUCUCAUCUCCAUCUAAAGUGCACGUUUGAUGCUUUCAUAUGCCGACAUUUUGAUUAACGUUAGCUUGGAGAGCUAAUGUAACUGGUUGAGCCACAAGCUAAAGAAAACGACGCCACAAAAACCAGUCGGUCCGACUGACUGACACGGAUAGGUCGUGUGACCUCCGUGUUUAGCUCUACUCUCCAGAGAUCAAACAUGCAGCCAGCGAGUUGUUUCAGAAUAAGCUCUGCUGUGUUAGUCUCUAACAGCGUGGCCUUCCUGUGUCCCGCUCUCCUGCUGCAGGACGUGGAAGCAGCUCUGAGGAAGAUCAGAGAGGAGAACAGAGAACAGAGGAGAGCACUGGAGAGAAAACACCAAGACAAGAAAGGAAUUAUGUUUGAGAUCCGGUUGGAUGAGGAAGGGAUGAAAGGCGACGGAGAGAAAGAGAAGGAGGAGGAGGAGGGAAGAGAGGAAGAGGAGAAGAAAGAGGGAGAUGGAAGCGGAGGAAGAGGAAGUGGACCCUCUGAACCAGACCCUGAGCUUCCAGGAAGGGGAGGAGUUGAAGCUCAGGGAUUGGUCGGAGGAGAGAAGGGGGUGGAGCCAGAGGACUCCUCAGACUCUGCUGGACGCGCUCGCCGACAUGGACGUCAACUCCGUCUACAACACCGCCGCGAUCGGGGGGGAACAAGGUGCCGUACACGCGGAAAACAGCUGAUUGAACGUAUCCCAAUCAUACAUGAGAUACUAUUAGUCAGUGACAAAGGCCGUUCAUCAUUUCAUCUCCUCGUUCUCUAUCUAACUUUUUACAACAACACUGAUUUAAUGUUUACUUUCAUCAGAUACUUUAGUUUUUAUUUCAGUUCUGAACUGUGUUUACUCUCCUAUUCAGAGACAGAGAAGGACAGAGCAGAAGAGGAAGAGGAGGACUCUGAUGUGGAGAUGGAUGAAGAGCGUCUGGAGCCGAGAUCAGACGAUGACGACACGAACUUCGAGGAGUCGGAGGACGAGCUGAGGGAAGCGGUGGCCGACUCCAUGAACAACCUGUUCGUGAUGGAGGACGAGAGCUCGGACGAGGCGGAGCGCCCGGAGGAGAGGGCGUGCGGUGGCGGUGGCGUCCGACGGCACGGAGGAGAACGAGGGCGGAGGUCCACAGAUCCGACAGCAGGACGUGGUUUCCUCCGAGCCUGAAGAACGAGACGCUGAGACCGAGAGCUCGGACGAUCCCACGGCUACAGUAAAGGCCGACUGACCAGUCCUCCCACAAACAUGUUGAUGAGUGUUUUUGUGGUUAUGCGGGCACGUUUUUCUUAAAAAAUCCGAUGGAAUAUGCCGGAUAUUUAUGCAUUUUUAUGCGAUGAAAUCGCAGGAACUUGAAAAAGAGAAAAAACUGUGAUUUCCCCUCCAUCACUUCAUAACGUUCC
Molecule: messenger RNA, 1415 nt
Organism: Perca fluviatilis (European perch)
Lineage: Eukaryota; Metazoa; Chordata; Actinopteri; Perciformes; Percidae
Exons: 5
Coding region: 211-1182 (323 amino acids)
Source: RefSeq, a predicted model, not a curated record